Molecule: messenger RNA, 1474 nt
Organism: Pipra filicauda (Wire-tailed manakin)
Lineage: Eukaryota; Metazoa; Chordata; Aves; Passeriformes; Pipridae
Gene: SLC35B1
Product: solute carrier family 35 member B1
Exons: 9
Coding region: 29-1048 (339 amino acids)
Biological process (GO): UDP-galactose transmembrane transport
Cellular component (GO): endoplasmic reticulum membrane; Golgi membrane
Molecular function (GO): UDP-galactose transmembrane transporter activity; UDP-glucose transmembrane transporter activity
Source: RefSeq, a predicted model, not a curated record
GGAGGGCGCCCGGCGCGGGCGCGGGGCGAUGAGGCCGCCCGGGGCCGGCCGGGAUGUGGCGCUGGAGCUGCCGGAGCCCGACAUGGGAGCGACCCCCGCGAUCCCCGAGCGCCUCCGCCUGCCCCUCUGCUGCCUCGGCGUGUUCGCCUGCUACUUCUGCUACGGCAUCCUGCAGGAGAGCAUCACUCGGGGCCGUUACGGGGAGGGGGCUCAGCAGGAGAAGUUCAGGUUCGCGCUGACCCUCGUGUUCAUCCAGUGCGUCAUCAACGCCGCCUUCGCCAAGCUCCUGAUCCGGCUCGUGGAUGGGGCGCGGGUGGAUCGCACGCGGGGGUGGCUCUACGGCGCCUGUUCCCUGUCCUACCUGGGGGCCAUGGUGUCCAGCAACUCGGCCCUGCAGUUCGUCAGCUACCCCACACAGGUCCUGGGCAAGUCCUGUAAGCCCAUUCCAGUGAUGCUCUUAGGGGUGACCCUGCUGAGGAAGAAGUACCCCCCAGCCAAGUACCUGUGCGUGCUGCUCAUCGUGGCGGGCGUGGCCCUGUUCCUGUACAAGCCCAAAAAGGGGGCCGGGGGCGACGACCACGUCUUUGGCUACGGGGAACUGCUGCUGCUGCUGUCGCUGACCCUGGACGGGCUCACGGGGGUGUCCCAGGACCACAUGAGGGCUCACUACCAGACUGGCUCCAACCACAUGAUGCUCAACGUCAACCUCUGGUCCACCCUGUUCCUGGGGGCGGGGAUCCUGUUCACUGGGGAGCUCUGGGAGUUCCUGAGUUUCACGGAACGUUAUCCCAGCAUCAUCUCCAACAUCCUCCUGUUCGGCCUCACCAGCGCCCUGGGGCAGACUUUUAUCUUCAUGACCGUGGUGUACUUCGGGCCCCUCACCUGCUCCAUCGUCACCACCACCCGCAAGUUCUUCACCAUCCUGGCCUCGGUCGUGCUGUUUGCCAACCCCAUCAGCCCCAUGCAGUGGGUGGGGACGAUCCUGGUGUUCCUGGGGCUCGGCCUCGAUGCCAAAUUCGGGAAGGGAGUGAAGAAAACGUCGCACUGAGGAGGUGGUUGGUCGGUGGGUUGAUCCCUGCAGACAGAAUGAACUUUUAAUUUAUUGUCUUGUACCUCAAGAUCUGUUCAACUGGACUCAGGAGAGGGAAUCAGGAGGAGACUGUGUGGAAUCUUUUGUUGGUUUGUUUCAGUUUUUUGAUUCUGAAUUGUCCUACAGAUGUAACACUUUAAUUUGGAGCGUAAUUGAGCUUUUGUUUCCCGUUGGUUUUCUGUAAUCGGAGCCGAGCAGCAGCAGGAAAUUCUUGCCUUAACAGGACAAAACCCACAAAUCCUUCAUAUCUUUAUUAAAGAAAAACAGCCAAUGGCCACUCCUCCCGAACUUUUGAUUCCGGUUGGUUUGGGGUUCAGCCCAGAACUCCGUGAGCUCUUUGGCGUGGCCUGGAGUGAUCCCUGGAUUAAAGGUUGGAGAAAAGCC